Alexandromys fortis (reed vole) is the source of this 8788-nucleotide messenger RNA. It is a transcript of the gene Creb1, whose product is annotated as cAMP responsive element binding protein 1. Gene Ontology annotation, biological process: regulation of transcription by RNA polymerase II. NCBI's taxonomy places the organism in Eukaryota, Metazoa, Chordata, Mammalia, Rodentia, Cricetidae. The coding region runs from base 1823 to 2554 and encodes 243 amino acids. Gene Ontology annotation, cellular component: ATF4-CREB1 transcription factor complex; nucleus. The record is from RefSeq and is a predicted model, not a curated record. The transcript has 6 exons. Gene Ontology annotation, molecular function: cAMP response element binding; DNA-binding transcription factor activity, RNA polymerase II-specific; protein binding.
AGAAAGGAAGGUGAGAAAUUAUUUAUGUCUUUGUCCUUCUCUGUGAACGUGGAUUUCAGGGUUACGUCAGACUCUCAGCCUGAGUGUUGUACCUACUCAUUACUUGGUUAUUGCUUAACCCUCUGUAACAUUUCUCCCCCAACCCUCUUCCAGAACUGCGUAAACACUGACAAAGAGGAAGCUGUACCUUAGAGGGAAGUCCAAUGGCUGAAAUACUGUGAGCUUGCCAGAAUUGUGCCUUUCUGGUGUUGUGACCUGGUGACCCCUAAGAACUAAACAAAGUGGAUUCUUUUCACUCGAACUGCUUUCUCUCCCUUCUUCCCUCACACCCUUUCCUACUUUAAGGAAAAUUUCCAGAUUCAACAGGCUUCUCCUUUUCUUCCGCAUUUACUAUAUGGUGUAUCUUUGAUUUCUCUUGCUCAGCCUUAAUUGUUUUUGAUGAGAGCUGUUGCAUUUUCCAUGUAGGGUAGCCAAAACUGACUGAUAAUUGCAUGGGGGAGGAGUGCUUCCUCCUUUGUCCUAGAACAGCCAUUCUGUUACUGUCAUCCAAACCCAUGUCAGGGUGUCAGCUUUAUGCGGAGGUAUUGAGAUGCUGUUACCUCUUCUACUUUUUCUUUCCUUUGGUUUGCUUGACCACUGAAGGGGGGUAGAAAGCUGUUGUCGUGUGAAAUCCUGAAGAUACUGGGAAUGGACUUUAUUAACAAGUCGGUGACAGUAUUAUUCAAAUAAAGGCCUGUUUCUAGAAACUACAAUCAUAAGUAGUCUUUUGACUUAGUUCAUCCUCCAUAUUAUCUCAUUACUGAUUCCAUACCUGAAUUCUUCUCUAGAGCAGAAUGGAGAGAACAUGGUCUGCUAGUCAAGAGUUUAGAGGCUGGACCUUCUUCACAUAGUAAUAAUCAACUGACAUUGAGCACAUUGGCCCUUUCUUUCUUUUUCACUUAAGAAGGUUUUAUUUUAAUUAAGAAAUAAAACUAGGCUACGAAAUGUGUAUUACAGUCCUUAAGAAAAUGUGAUAUUUAAUUGUUGCUUGUAGUCUUAAUUUUAAUCUUAUUUUGGGGCAACAUAACUUAAACCCAAGUAGUAAAUGUCCUUAACUUUGUUAGAAAAAUAUAUUUGUCUUUUCAAGAAUACAUUUUCAUCACAGUGAGCUAUAUAAUUUUAAAAACAUUUAAAAGAGAAAAGUUGGACUCCUUGAAACCUGGAUUAUUUGGAGAUGUAUCUGUAUAUUUUUUGUUAAAUACUCUAAACCAGGAGAAUGUGUUAAACUUACAGUUAUUUCAGCCAGUUAGCAAUGUUAGUGUUAAUAACUCAGUGAUAGUGGUUUAGAAGAGGUUAUCAAACAAAGAGUGAAAGUGUCCCUCAAACUUCCAGAUGGUAGAAUGUUAGUAUUAUAGAAUAAAAUUCCCAAAAUAUCCAGGGGAUGUGUCUCUCAAUGGAGAAUAAGAAUAGUGGUAUGUCUGUUGAUACAUCUUAAUAUAGUACUAUCAGAGAUUGAGCUGUAUUAGUAUUCCAUGUACAGCUUCACCGUGCUGCCCCAAUACAUUCUUCCAUGUACAAAUCACAUCUCAUUGUGUACAGGGUUGGCAGUGGCACUUACCAUUUUGGGCCACAUAUCAAUAUAGUACUGUCUAAAAAUGUACCAGAAAGGAUUUAUAGAUUUUAUUACUUUAAAUUAUUAUAUCCAUUUCUUCAGCAAAUGUUUAUUGAUCACAUGCUGUGUGCAGUCACUGUUCUAGGUGCUAUCAGAGACAGCAGUGAACAAACAAUACCUCUGUUCUCAUGAAGAUCACAUGUGAGUGGAGAGACACACUGAGAAAAUAAAAUGUGUCAGAUUUCAACUAUUGCAGAAAGUGAAGAUUCACAGGAGUCCGUGGAUAGUGUAACUGAUUCCCAAAAACGAAGGGAAAUUCUUUCAAGGAGGCCUUCCUACAGGAAAAUUUUGAAUGACUUAUCUUCUGACGCACCAGGGGUGCCAAGGAUUGAAGAAGAAAAGUCAGAAGAGGAGACUUCAGCCCCUGCCAUCACCACUGUAACGGUGCCAACUCCAAUUUACCAGACUAGCAGUGGGCAGUACAUUGCCAUUACCCAGGGAGGAGCAAUACAGCUGGCUAACAAUGGUACCGAUGGGGUACAGGGCCUUCAGACAUUAACCAUGACCAAUGCAGCUGCCACUCAGCCGGGUACCACUAUUCUACAGUAUGCACAGACCACUGAUGGACAGCAGAUUCUAGUGCCCAGCAACCAAGUUGUUGUUCAAGCUGCCUCUGGCGAUGUGCAGACGUACCAGAUCCGCACAGCACCCACUAGCACCAUCGCUCCUGGAGUUGUUAUGGCGUCCUCUCCAGCACUCCCUACGCAGCCUGCCGAAGAAGCAGCGCGGAAGAGAGAGGUCCGGCUAAUGAAGAACAGGGAAGCAGCAAGAGAAUGUCGUAGGAAGAAGAAGGAAUACGUGAAAUGUUUAGAGAACAGAGUGGCGGUGCUCGAGAACCAGAACAAGACCUUGAUCGAGGAGCUGAAAGCACUUAAGGACCUCUACUGCCACAAAUCAGAUUAAUCUGGGAUUUAAAUUUUCACCUGGUAUGGUGGAAAAUGGACUGGAUUGGCCACAACCAGAAAGACAAAAUAAACAUUUAUUUUCUAAACAUUUCUUUUUUUUCUAUGCGCAAAACUGCCUGAAAGCAACUACAGAAUUUCAUCCAUUUCUGCUUUUGCAUUAAACUGUGAAUGUUCCAGCCCCUGCUUCCACUUCUCCCUCAAGACUGUGCGGCACCAGGAAUCAUGAAGACUUCUGCUCCCCAUCUCCCGCCUCCUCAAGAAGUAAUAAUUUGUUUAUUUGUAAAUUGUUGGGGGAAACGAGGAAAAUGAAAUCUUGGCUCUUUGGUUUUUAGUGGGUUUUGUUUUGUUUUGUUUAUUUUUAAUGAUUUCAAGGUUUGUGAUGAGGUCCAUGAUUAUCUUAGGGUAGAACUACCCAGCCUCUUGAGCUGAAGUAAUGUGUGAGGCACAUAAGGAAAUUAAGUGAGGUACAAUGAGGUGUUGAUGCCAAAUUGAGGUUUUUUACAGUUUCAUUGUGAAUUAUGUAAAACUAUUCAGAGACAGGCCCUCUAAAAACGAAUUUUAGUUUGGUGUUGAGGAUUAGACUGUGUUCUUUUCUUCCAUACUAAAAGUUGUCCUUGGUUCUGAGAAGCAUUUUGUAUUCGCCACAGCUGUCCUGUAGGGCAUUUGUUACUUCUGAAUCCAGUUCUAUGUGUUUAAUAAUUUGAAUACAUUCAAAGAAGUAACCAACUGAAAACAAGGACGGUAUUUGAAUUUUGAGUUAAGUUAAAAUCCAAGUACAAAGCUUAUUUUGGUUAGUACUAAAUCUUAAUGAACAGAUGCUGGACAGGAAGCCAACUCCUUAGUUAUAUAGAAGGUUUUAAUAAAUAAAAGCUUUUGUCCUUGCUUUCAAAACCCUCAUAUUGUCCCUCAUUUACCUAAAGAGCUAUUUCUAAUUCACUGUUGCAUUUACUGUGCCAACAGGAAAAUGUUCAAGCUGCCCAAGCAAAGUGAUUACUUUAGAGAAACAACCCAAUUACAACCCUUUCUGUACUCAAAUAGAUCAGGGAAUCUGAGGUGGCUCUAAAUGUAGUAUAAACGCACAAAGAAAAGCAGUUUUCUUCAGACAUUGGAUUGUCUGCUGUGGCACAGCAUUUGGCAAAAAUCUUUUUCUCCCAUAAAAAGUGGUACUGCCUUAGUUAUCCAGUAGCUAUUCUAUUGUCUCUAAAGAAGCUCCCUACUUAAAUCCUGACUCAAUGGUCUGCAUUUAUGUGUAAUGUUGUUUCUGAUAAGACCUAGUAAUAACUCAUUUUAGUCACAAAGUCUGAUACGAUCUAAAAGUUACUCUUUAAAGGACAAACAUGAGGAAGGUUGAGGCUGGUAUGCUAGAUUACUUCAUGUGUGAGGAAGAACUUGGACUCAGAAGGUUGUUUUAUAUUUUCUCAUGGGAUAUUAAGAAAACUGGUUUUAAUGUCAGUAUAUACAUUUGAGCAUGAAUUAUUUGGCCCAUUUUUUAAAAUAAGACUUUAGGUUACUAUCUGUAAAUGUUGUAUGUUGUUUAUAACAAACCAUUGUCUUUUUUAAAGGAUGAACAGUUUGUGAAGGAGCAUCAUUCUAAGGCUUGAGUGAUGUAAUCCUUGUGUUUGGACAGUUCACCAGAGUCUCAAGAAGGCUUUCAAACGGCUGUAAAGUUUGAUGUUUGUCCUGCUGAGCUUACUGGGAAGGAGAUAGCAUACAAACGGUGUGGGUACCAGCACGUAGAUGUAUCAUUUGCUAAACUUGGUUAAACAGAUAUGAAGCAAAAUAACAAAUCUGUUGACAAGCCGGAACUACUUCACAUUAAGUCAUGAUGUCAGAUUGAACAUUUUAAAUGUCACAAGUGAAAAACUUGCCCAGUGUGUAGAAGACGUAUUCUUUUCUAGGUGUCUGUCUUCAAAAGCUGAGGCUUUCUACAGUGGUCUCCUUAGUGCUUUAUAAGCCAAGGCAGUCUCAGGCACACUUACUAGCUGGAUGAAUUGGAAGAGGCUUGGGCCCUUGUGCCUGGAGCACAGCUGUACUGGUUUGAGGCUGGUUACUUAAUAAGGUGAGAAAUAUGUGAUGUUGCUAAAUCUGACUUGAAGAUUUCAGUUUAUACAGAAAGAAAUCAUGCAUCUUUAAUGCAAGCUGUUUUUUUAAAUAUGAGAAUUAGAAAAAACUUUGUUUUUGAGCUACUUGGAGAAUCUUUAUUAAGAAAAUAACAUAAUUUUUUAAAAACGCUUAUAUCCAAGAUUGUAUGUGGCCACAUUACCAGUGAUGUUUUUCUCUUGAUAUUGGCCAAAAGGGAAUGAAAAUGCUGUCAUAGGAAUCUGUACAUAUGCUACUGAUUUGCCUAGAAAAUAGCAAGUUUGGUAUUGCUCACUUUGCAUAUUUAGGGCCAUAUGGCACUUUUAUCUAUAGGACAGAUUAACUCUAAUAAAAAUGAAAUGGGGAGGGGUUUAUUUUUGAUAUAUUACUCUUCUGAGUUUUCAAGCUUUGAUAGUGUUUAAUGGAAAAGUGGUUUAGAAAGGGCUAGAUCCAAUAUGUUCAUAAAUAUGAGAUAAAAUUUAAGUUCUUUCUUUAACAAAAGCAAGUACCGUAUUAGUAACCAUCAUAUUGUCAUAGGUGCUGUGCUUGUUUAGAUGUUAAAGAAUGGGUGGGGAAUGGCAUUUUGUAAUAUAUAUGUACAUAUAUACAUACAUACAUACAUACAUACAUACAUACAUACAUACAGUAUAUCAUCAGAAUGCUCGGAGAGCUCUUAUGUCAGGAAUGCUGAGUUUUGUAGCAUAUUGAGGUCAGAUAAUAUUCCACACUUCUGUGCAUUCUCCUGCAUCUCUUCUGCUGGUUUCAGUGACUGUAUUACUCCAGCACUCAUAACUGGUUUUUAUCCUUUAUUUUUCUUCCAGUUUUUUAUUAGUUUUCUUUGGCUUGAUGCUUUUGGGUAUGUUACCAGUCACUUGAAAACUCCUGACCCCCAAAGCUUUCCCGUGUUUGUUCUUUCCUGCUUUCUUUCUGGCAGCUAUAAAAUUGGUAAGAACAUUGUGAACAUAGCUUUUAAAAGAUUUUUUUUCUUUUUCUUUCUUUCUUUUUUUUUUUUUUUUUUUUUUUUUUUUUUUUUUUUUUGAGAAUCAUAUUGGGCAAAGACUUCUGGUGUUUCCUUUGAACAGGGAAUUUGUCAGGAAUGUGUUUUGAUGGCAGGUCAGCAAGCAGUGCUAGUGUCCAAAGCACAAAGCCAGUCAGGCAGGCUGUCUGUCACAAGUCAUCUGGCUGAAGUUUGUCUGUCUCUCAGGACUCCUCCCUGCUGGUUUCCACCAUUUAGGGUGACGUGGAAUCAAACAAGGACCGGGACUUAGAAACCAAUGGAGUUGUCUAACCCGGGUGACUCUAGACUCUGUCUCUCUCCUUCUCUGCCAACUCCAGUCAAGCUAGUAACACGGGUUUGUUUCUCUACCAAUAGCUGUGUCAUUUUCAGCUCCUUUCAGAGGCUUUAUUUUGCCUUUGUAACACUGAAAAACUAUUGGCAUAUCAUUCCCCGGGGCCCAAUACAAAGGUUGUAUAUUUCCUUGGGAGUUCUUUGUAAAUGGUCGCUGUCACUUGCACUUUUUUUUUUGACCCAGUUUGGGUAUCAGCAACUUGGGAAAUUCCCUCAUUGGUCAGCUGUCCAGUGACGCUCCUGUCUUCCUCCUCUCUUCAGACAUGACUCCUUAAUGGAAGCUCUUGGUUGACUACAAUAUCGUAGCUAGUCUAAAGCAUGUUAUAAAAACUAAAUAUCUGGGAAUUAGAUGUGGCUAGGCCAGUAAAUUAAAAUGUGAGCUGAGACUUCUUCAUCAUGAGUAAAUAUUGAAGGAAAAAUACUUUAAAUUUCAUUCUCACCCCAACAUUCUAUGUAGAGUAUACCAGAAAUUUUUCCAGAAUAUUAUGAACUUUGUUAAAGCAGUUAACUUAUUUUCAUCAUGGGAAACCCUGUAAUAAUCAUUGUUACUAAAUUAUUUUCAUAUUAAAUUUGGCUUUAACGUCAAAGAAAUGCUGCCUAAACCUGACUGGUUUCAGAUGGGGCCUGCACAGGGGAAGUGCUGUAGAAUAAGCGUGUCCACAGUUGUACAAAGCACAACUAGAGUCUCUGGUGGGUGGCUUGUGUGUGUCUUGAUUACUUUCAAUGUUAAUAAUGUUGACUCUUCGGUUAACAGUCACUGUUAUGUACCAGGAACUGGUUUCCUUGACUUUCUUUAUCAAUGGCCGAGAGAGGCGUGUAAUCCUUGAGGGGUCGAGCAUAUCAUGAAGUUGAGUCAGUGUGGAAGAAUUUCAAACAAAUAAAACAGGGUGCUGAAGUUCCGGCUGACUCACCCUCACGUGGUGUGCUCCUGGUGAGUGAAUGUAGCCUGCAGCCUUUGUGUGUCCUGAGGGGCAGACACACUUUCAUAAGGACCAGAAACAUUUGAAUGGAGGAAUUAUAUUUCAGGUGUUUUAGCUUGAAAUUUAUUUUUUAAAAAAAGAAAAAUUAAAAAAAUAAAUAAGAGAGCAAAGUUUGGGAAGCAAGUUGGCAGUGUAAGAACAGGCAGAACAAAUGCUGGCCAGUCCUCGCUCUGGUACUUGUGGGGGCAGGUCCAGAGGAAGAUGAUCAAUCUAUAGGAAGUAUGUGAGAAGGGCCCAACAGUAGCAACUCGUACUUCCCAGGUAUGAGUCACUACUUGCCCAUAGAAGUACAGCGUUUCUAGGCUUCUGUCUGAGGAGCAUCAGAGAUGAGAGGAAAUCCGAGAUGUUGAAAAAGAGAACAGUAGGGAAGAAGAGUCUGCAGAUCAUGAUCUAUGUUGGCCACAUGAAAUGAUUUAUUAUAUUUGGGAGGUUUUAUUUUCUUAUGUUUUUUAAAAUUAAAUUGGUAAAUGCUUUAUAGACGUAUUUUUACCCAGGUGCCACUUCAAUAUGUAUGUAAUAAAGUUAUUUAUAUUAAAAGUGGGAAAUUUGUCAACAUUUUUUCUGUGCGUGUAGAUUUAUUAGGAUGGCUAAGUGUGUUAGUUAGCAGUUUUCUGUGUAAAGCUGUCUUUAGCUGAUCUGUGCACAUAGGUUAUAAUGCCCCCAAGGGAUUACAAGGAAGGAUCAUUCCCAGCCUGGACGUGUCACUUGAAAUUCUUGAAAAGAUAAAUAACUAGGGAAGUCCUAGGAGGAUGUCUGGCUUUUUGGUUUUUCCUUGAGUACUGGAGUAGAGAAUACCUCCCCUAGAACUGUCAGCACAAAACAGGGUAUCAGCCUUUAACUCUGAUGUUUCUAUUGGAGUUGAGUACUAAUAACUAUGAGGAGGAAAAUACAUUUCUAAUGAAAAUUCCUUACAAUCUAGAAACAUCCCUGUUUAAAUUUUUUUACCUAAAUCUUUUUGUGCUUUAUGUGUAAAGAAUAAAAAUACCAAGAUACCAUGCAUUUUAUUAACACUAUGUACAUAUUGGCUGCUUUGUGUUCAGAAUGGUAGCGGUUGCUUUGUAUAUUGAAGUGAUCCUUGUGAAUUUGUGAAAUAUUGUCAUAAAGUGCUUUUCUUACUGUAAUCUUUGUGGUAUCAACUGUCAAAAUGCCCUUUUUACACAGACAUCUAUGUGCAGACACAUAAACAUGCUUUUAAAACUCUGGAAAGUCUCUUUUUUGGGCCGGGAUCUCUCUCUCUCUUUCUUCCCCAGGUAGUGCGUGUGUUUACCUGUUUUCUUUGACUUGAGUUUAUUCAUUUUCUGAAAUGAGCAAAGAUCUCAUUGAAUAUAUCACAGGCUUGCAAUGCUUAGCAACAGAGCACUGUAAUUCACACAACACACCUAGAGUCGAUUCUGCUGCAGUCCUCACUUGGCCUGUUGCUUUGCGAGUGCUGCUGUCCUGUUGAGUAACUCAUAGAGGCAUGUCCAGCAGCUUAGUCAGGAACCGUGUGCAUCAACGAACAAUAGCGAACUUGGCAGACCACCUUUAUUCUGAAUACGUAAACUGCAACAGACGGUGGGUAUGGCAGCAUGCUCUUGUAAUUCCAGGCUCAGGAACACGGGAGGCAGAACCAAAGGCUAGGUUGGGCUAUCUCCAGUGAGGUCCUGGGGGAAGAAGGGUAUGAACAAGGGAGUUCUGGGGUGGGUAUGGCUACCAUUGCCAAAGAACUAAGAAUAAAAGAUCCCUGUAAUACUCUGCGGUAAAUUCUGAAACUUGUAAAAAGUUAACAUUUUAGUCGUAAAUUGUGUAAUGUUUCCUGUUCAUUAAAUGCAGUCUUGAAGCUUGA